UUGCACUUCAAACACAAACACUCCGCUGGUGCGGACAACGUAGCUUCUAUUGAUGUCCGUGUAGUGUUGCGUCUUGUGUGUCGUGCCGUGUGUCGUGUGUCGUGUGUCGUGUGUGGUUGUUGGACGCGGACUGAUCGCUAUUCGCCAGCGAGCGACGCACGUGGCGUUUCUGUACUAAUUUUAACCCCCGCCGCGCUCCCCUCGGCUACCAGAUGCGCUCCCUCUCAGGCCACAUGCGUCGUUCUACUCGCGGCCCGCUACCCUCGUAAUGAUAUGCCUCGUUAUCAGCGGACUGCCUUUGCCUGUUUAACUUUCACACUCGAUACCGAUUUCAUUGUUGAUCUUCAGACGUUAACAUCAAAACUCAGGUAUUUUUAA
Messenger RNA from Danaus chrysippus (African queen), 378 nucleotides. Lineage: Eukaryota; Metazoa; Arthropoda; Insecta; Lepidoptera; Nymphalidae. The record is from the annotation of a GenBank genome assembly.